CAACAACCCAACAACAACAACAACCCCACAGCCACAGAGGGGGAGGAGGAGGCCGGGCUGAGUCGUAAUGGCGGCGGCGGAGGCAGUGGAGCUCGCCCUGUGCGACGCCGCCCGGGCUGCUGCUGCUGCUGGCGGUGGGUUCAAUGAGAAGAAAUCCAGCACAGAGAAUACUGCAGCUACAGGGCCUGGUGCCAAGAAGAUCGGUCACAGAGGGGUGGACGCUUCUGGAGAAACCACUUACAAAAAGACCACAUCGUCAGCCCUGCGAGGAGCCAUCGAGCUGGGCAUUGGCUACACGGUGGGCAACCUGAGCUCCAAGCCCGAGCGAGACGUCCUCAUGCAAGACUUUUACGUAGUGGAGAGCAUAUUUUUUCCAAGCGAAGGAAGUAACUUAACGCCCGCUCAUCACUACUCUGACUUCAGAUUCAAGACUUACGCGCCGGUGGCUUUCAGAUACUUCCGUGAACUGUUCGGGAUCAGACCCGAUGAUUAUUUAUACUCGCUGUGCAGCGAGCCGCUCAUCGAGCUCACAAACCCAGGCGCCAGCGGCUCCGUGUUCUUUGUUACAAGCGAUGAUGAGUUCAUCAUCAAAACGGUUAUGCACAAGGAGGCGGAAUUCUUGCAGAAGCUGCUUCCUGGAUACUACAUGAAUUUGAACCAGAACGUGAGGACACUACUGCCCAAGUUUUACGGCCUGUACUGUGUUCAGUCGGGAGGCAAGAACAUCAGGCUGGUGGUGAUGAACAACCUUCUGCCGCGCGCAAUGAAGAUGCACAUCAAGUUCGACCUGAAGGGCUCCACGUACAAGCGCCGGGCGUCGCGAAAGGAGCGCGAGAAGUCGAACCCCACGUUCAAGGACCUCGAUUUCAUUCAGGACCAUCCCGAUGGACUGCUCCUUGACUCGGACACGUACAACGCCAUGUCAAAGACCUUACAGCGGGACUGUUUGGUCCUGGAGAGCUUCAAGAUCAUGGACUACAGCCUCCUGAUCGGUGUCCACAACCUGGACCAGUCGCAGAGGGAGCGCGACGCCGAGGGGCUGGUGAUGCCGGGGUUUGGCUUGGGGGCCUUGGACCCGCGCAGGCCCCCGGGGCAGAAGGCCCUCUACUCCACCGCCAUGGAGUCCAUCCAGGCCGAGUCGCGCACGGGAGCCACCACGCACCAAACGGAGGACUGCAUGGGAGGAGUUCCAGCAAAGAACAGCAAAGGGGAACGACUUGUUCUUUACUUGGGCAUCAUCGACAUCCUUCAGUCUUACAGGUUGAUCAAGAAGUUGGAACAUUCAUGGAAAGCAUUGGUGCACGAUGGGGACACCGUUUCGGUGCACAGACCAAGUUUUUACGCAGAACGGUUUUUGAAGUUCAUGUGCAAUCAAGUAUUUAGGAAAACUCCAUCGCUGAAGUCUUCGCCGUCAAAGAAGGGGCGUGGCGGCAGCGGCCCUCCGCGGCGGCAGACGACUGUGACCACGGCGACCUCCAUCACCGCCAGCCAGCCGCUGGACGAGAAGGAAGACAAGUAUUUCCGUGGGGCCUCCAGUCUUCCCAACCUGGACGAUGAAGGUCUGCCACAUGGUCGACCGGACAUCCUGCCCAGCACCCCUCCAUCGCUGGAGGAUGCCACUACUGCCUCCAUCGCCACCACGCUGUCCUCCACGUCGCUGUCGGCCAGCGAGCAUUUCCCAGUGGAGAUCGCUCCCACGCACCCUGCCAACAGACGAGUGGUGAUGCCGGAGGAGGUGGAGGUGACGAUCGAGAGCGGAGCAGAGCCCGAGAGCGCAGACCCCCCCGGUGCGGCCAGCUACAGGCCCCAUCCCCUGAGGGGGGCUUCCCCCGCCACCCCCCCACCCGACGGACAGGAUAGCGACAUCUCUGAGGUUUACUUUGCACUUGAAUGUUGUGAAAGCGAUGGCUGCCUAUGGUACAGAGGAACAUAGAAGGCAGGUGGUCGUACGCAUUAGGGAGAGCUUUUUAAAGUAUUUAAUAAGUCAAAGCAUUUUUUACAUUUGAGCAGCUACAUCAUGGGACCCCUCACUUGCCAGUAUCAAAAUUUAAGAAUAGAUUCCUUGCAAAAGGUUUCAGUUUGAUGUUUUAACAUCUUAACAUCUCUUUUAUUGCCAGAAAGGGUGAAACCUUUUCUUACAUUACAUUUGAUGCUACAUUAAAUGCUGCUAAAUUCCAGGUCCUUGAAAAUAAAAAUAUUAAUUUGACUCGUACGACAAUCAUUCCACUUAGUGGCGAGUCAGGUUGGAAGGUGCGGCACUGUGGAUCGGUGGCAACUUUGAGGAAUCUCAGCAGUAGUUCUGUGAUGUCCGCAUCCGCGGGCCACAUUCUAACAAAGCGUUACACUGUUUUGCGAGAGAUGCCAAUGGAUUAUAACCCAUGAUUUUGACCCUGAUAGCAUGGGCGUGCGUCUUGUAAUGUGGACGAUUACAUAAGUACGCAUCCAAAUAGUGGAGCAUAACCAACACGAACGAUUUUUAUUUUACCCCAGAUAAGGCCCACUGAGCUUACGUAGCUAUUUUAUGGAAGCGACCUGACCGAAAAUGAUCGCCCAAUGAAGUGGCGUGUGUGAACAUUUACAGCAGCCGAAUACUCCUAAACGCAUGGUAUAGCAGGUUCAGUGGGUUGUUGAAACACGGAGUUCCUAACAUGCGAGAAACCCAUCUGCUGGACAAUGAGACAGUACAGCAAGUAGGACGUGAACCUGCCAGUGUGGUGUCUGCGUGUUCCCUGGCAUGUGGGUUUUCUCCAGGCAUUUCACUUUUCUACACACAAUAAAAACGAAAUAAAGAAGACCAAGCGUCACGAGUGGGACCCUCCUGAAAAGAAUCUUGACUCGAUGAGGGAAUUCUUGAGUAAACAAAGAUGUUUUUAGUUGUAGCAGUAUUGUACGUAUGUUGAACUUCUUCCGCACCGUACGUAGCCAACCGUGCUUAUCGUGUGUAUUAUUAGUAAUCGUGUGUAUUCGGAGCAAUUGUGUGUGUUCUGAUGUUGCUUUGAAAGGGUGCCAUCUUCGUUUUUGCUCCAUGCCCAAUGUGCGUUCAGAUUUUCACGGGAAAGAAUGCGGCGCGUUUUGUUUAAUUGUCGCUGGCCAGAUGUAAAUUGGUGUGCAACAAUGACGAGGUGGGUGGCUCUGUGAGUGGCUUAUGCGUCAAAAGCAACGAGCCCAGCACCGCUCGGCUAUGAAGCCACCCAUGAUUACAGCAGGUUUUGUCCAGUGUAGCGAACUGAUCGUCUUAUCCCAGGCAUCAGUGUGACUGCACCAAGAGAAUAUUAAAAAUUUGUUUAAAUUAAUUUGGUUAAAAAAAAAAAUUCGAGGUCUCGGAAUGAAUUGAAAGAAUAAUUAGUUUGACCGCCUCGUGGGAAAUAUCUCCAGCGGGAGGGAAUGGGAAAGUGAGUCCCCGUGCGUGUCGCUUAAAGGGAUCUCCGAAAUACUUUUGUGGUGUGUCUUGUGCGCCAUUCUCCUGACACGUGGAUACAAUCCGGUGCUGUGAGCUCCGAAUGGACACUUCACCUUGUGGGACAAUGACGAUCGCAAAGUUGUCCUGAAAUCAGGAGCAAAGCGAAAUCUACUUUCGACGCAUGAUUGUACCGUGGUUCUGUUGGCGGCCUACUUCAAAAUUGGUACUUGCCAUGGGAAUGUGGAAUGUGCACCACUGGAUUAAUAUAGAUGAGUACUGGCCCAAUGCUUGAUUGAACACGGACACAUUGGGAGUGUUGGCGUUUGGUGAUGGAGCUACUGCUUAAUAAUAGGGUUUAUCCCCUUUUUUCUGGCAACAAAACUGAAACCUUUUUUUACAAGGAUUCAUGGCUGCAUUAAC
Messenger RNA from Petromyzon marinus (sea lamprey), 3820 nucleotides. The record is from RefSeq and is a predicted model, not a curated record. NCBI's taxonomy places the organism in Eukaryota, Metazoa, Chordata, Hyperoartia, Petromyzontiformes, Petromyzontidae.